AUGAUCCAAACCCUCCACCGCGUGCUGCGGCCCUUCAUGCUGCGGCGCCUCAAGACCGACGUGGCCCGAGACCUCCCCCCCAAGCGAGAGGUCUACAUCUUCGUUGGGAUGUCGAAGCUGCAGAAGAAGCUGUACGCGGACAUUUUGUCGAAGAACUUGGAAGCUUUGAAUGCAAUGUCAAACAACAAAACGCAAAUGCUGAACAUUUUAAUGCAACUCCGAAAGUGCUGCAACCACCCCUACCUCUUCGACGGCGUGGAGCCGGGGCCCCCCUACGUGGAGGGCUACCACCUCGUGGAAGCUGCAGGCACCUAA
Eimeria necatrix is the source of this 315-nucleotide messenger RNA. RefSeq lists its product as hypothetical. NCBI's taxonomy places the organism in Eukaryota, Apicomplexa, Conoidasida, Eucoccidiorida, Eimeriidae. The transcript is spliced from 2 exons. Bases 1 to 315 code for a protein of 104 amino acids. The record is from RefSeq and is a predicted model, not a curated record. Gene Ontology annotation, molecular function: ATP-dependent chromatin remodeler activity; ATP binding; DNA helicase activity. Gene Ontology annotation, biological process: DNA repair; chromatin remodeling.